Molecule: messenger RNA, 4006 nt
Organism: Sus scrofa (pig)
Lineage: Eukaryota; Metazoa; Chordata; Mammalia; Artiodactyla; Suidae
Product: olfactory receptor 5BS1-like
Biological process (GO): G protein-coupled receptor signaling pathway
Cellular component (GO): membrane
Molecular function (GO): olfactory receptor activity; G protein-coupled receptor activity
Source: RefSeq, a predicted model, not a curated record
CACUGAGCCACGAUGGGAACUCCCACACACAAGCUUUUUUAAGGAGAAAAUGGGUGGAGUGGAAUGAAUACAUAGACCAAAGACAGACUCUUUCUCCCUACCUCUGUGCAAUGUCACUUGUUUCUAAUGUUAACUCAUUACCUACAUAUUUUGUUCAUUGAAAAAAAAAAAACCCACUGAAUAAGCUACAUAUGUAUCAAACAUAAGAGCUCUGGUGUGAUCAGAGUACUCAGAGAUGGGGUUAGGGAAAGACCCACAUACCCGACUAGCUCCUUGGUGCCUAUGGUGACCCCUGAAACACUGGGGCAGCACAACUGGGCUCCAGGGAAUGCAAAAAAUACUCUGGAAAACUUUUGCUACAGUCUGGGAUCCUGACAAUUUCUAAGGUCAUUGACCAGUGUUCUGCCUCCAGAUGGGAUCAAAAUGUAAGCAUAGGGCUGUUGGGGAAAGAGUACAAUAAGAGUGGGGAAAUUUUUUUUUCAGUUAAAGAUGCUGCUGUUUUUAGGAGAGAGGAAAAGAAGAGAGUUUCUUUUUAUCAAUAAAUCCUAAUCCUUUAUGUCUACAAUUACUUCCUUGAUGAAUUAGUGCUAGAACUUCCUCAGAGGCUUCAAGUAGGGAAACAAGGGAGAGAAAAAUAGAAGGGCCACCUCUGCUACCCUAAUUCCUCUACCUCUGCAGAGUUCUGCUGCUUUUAGCCUGAAUUGCUCAUAGUCCUCAAUCUGGUUUUGCCUUAGUCUUCUCUUCCUGGAAUUUCCCCUGGCCCAGAAGCCCCCAUCUCUGAUCCAAGAGGUCAAAUCCCUGAAACCCACAUCUCUGUGAGCAGCAGGACAUCCUGGGUAAGGAAAAAUUUUAGACAUGGUCAAUGGCCCAAUUCCCAAAGCCACCUCAUAUUUUUGCCUGGGUUCCCAAGUUCCCUCAAGAGAAAAAGCAUAACCUCCAAACAGGAAAUAUUUUCUCAUAAGCAAACCUUUGCAGAGCCGCAAAAUAGGAAAAACACAGGAUUUUGAGUCACAAGAGUUUGGAUGUGAGUCCCAACUCCACGACUUUGUAAAGUCUAUGACUGUGUAUGUCAUUUACCAUAUCUGACCUUCAGAAAUGUAAAAUAGGUUGGAAAGACCUAUUUUACAAGGUUGUGUAAGGAUUAAAUGGGAUCAACACCUUGUUAUAGUGUCUUGCAGAAAGACUGAAAGAAGGAAGGAAAAUAAGGUUUUUGCUGAUGGGUUUCAAUAUAAAAAUGCAAGUGGUCAAUCAGUGUAUCCCGGCAGGAGAUAAUGUCUGGGGAGAACAAAUAAAGCCUUGGAAAUCAGGCUGAGAGGAACUGGGAGCUGGAAAUACAUUUCCUAUUUUAAAAAAAUACAUUCAGUGAAAAAAAUUCAUAGCAAUGAUUAUUCGAUUAGGAAAAAGCAAUUAGUGUGGAUGCAUAAGCUUGACAUUCCACAGAUGACAAAUUUUCAUUUAUCAUAAACUGUUUCACUCUUCUAACAGCAAGUGCUGUAGAGACUUAGGGCAUAUUGCAAAUUCAAAGGACCAAGGAAAGUGGAGAUCACUCCUGUCCCCCACAAGCCACACUAGUCUCACCCUCAAACUCCUUGAAUCCACAAAUAUUUACUGUCUGGCUGUAAAACACUAGUAAGAGAAUUGGUUGUAAAAUCAGAUCUCCUGGCCUAGUCCUGGCCCUGAAACAUCUAGUUAUAGUGUGAGACAUGUCAUCCCCUCUGUGCCGCAUUGUCCUCAUCUGAAAAUAUGAGGUCAGAUCAUGUUUCAGUUGACAUUUCAGAUGAGAUGUACUAAGAAUUUAAGCUAUAAUUGUUCUGACAAGCAACCUCCCACAAAAAGAUGCCUCUUGCUUCACCUAUGGGUGUCUUUCUACUUGUUCCAACUUCUAGGGUUCAAGAGGCCUUGGAUGAUAUGAGGUAUGGAGGAAAAGCUGGGGAGAGCAUAAGAGGAUAGAGGUUGUGAGGGGUCUGUGUUCUAAGAAGUCAGAAGGAUGGUAGCAAAGGGUUAAGAGAAAAGGGAUAGCUGAGGAAGCAUUCAUUCUUUUAUUCAGCAAAUAUUUAUUUAGAGCCUUCCAGCUGGGCCUGCUGUAAUUUCUGUGAUAAUUUCCUGAUCUUCUUCUCUUAAUUAAAAAUUGUGCAGCCAGUCACAAUUAGUGAGACUUAGGAAUGCAUCCUUGUUUGGGCACAGGUAGGAGUGGAUGAACAGACAAUGAUCCUUGACUGUAUAUAAGAUAAAUUCUAAAGGGAGAGAGAAUUUUUAAGUAUACCAAAUCUAUUACCCAAUAUGUUAGAAAGUUUUAUGGGGAAAAAUAUGAAUUCAAUAAAGAAUACUUAGGCAUGAGAAGGAGAACUGUAAUAUUUAAGAGGUUAAUACGAUAGAUAAUUCUUUAUCCUCAGAUUCAAUUUCUGCUUGAGCCUAAAAAGUGGAUCCUUUAUAGGUUAAAAAAAAAAUAUUCACUGAGAAUAACUCAGAUUAUUGUCCCACCAAAUAAAAAAGUAUUUAUUUCUUUCCAGGGAUAGUAUAGCUAAGAAACCAUGAAAAAUCUUAGCAUUAUUGAGGAAUUUGUGCUUCUGGGAUUGUCUGAUGACCCGGAUAUCCAGACCCUGCUCUUUGUUCUCUUCCUGGGGAUGUACUUCCUGACCCUGAUGGGGAACCUGACGAUGAUCCUGGUGAUCAGGGCUGACUCCCACCUCUGCAUGCCCAUGUACGUCUUCCUUGGACAUUUGUCUUUCCUAGACAUGUGCCACUCCUCCGUCACUAUGCCCAAGAUGCUGCAGAAUUUCCUGUCUCAGAAGAAAACCAUUUCUGUGUGGGGCUGUAUCAUGCAGAGUUUCUUUUUCACUCUUUCUGGAGGCACUGAGAGCUGCUUGCUCUCUGCUAUGGCCUAUGACCGCUAUGCUGCCAUCUGUCACCCUCUGCUCUACACUGUGAUCAUGAAUAGACCUCUCUACACGGCAAUGGUCAGUGCAGCAUGGGUGAUGGGUUUUCUGAACUUAGUGAAUAAUCUUUGCAUCCAGAACUUACAGUUUUGUGGUCCCAAUAUAAUCUCCCAUUUUAGUUGUGAACUGCCUUCACUCUUUCCUCUGUCCUGCACUGAUACCACAGCUAACACGAUCCUGCUGGCUGGGUCUACUGCAUUUCUAGGACUUCUGACACUUCCACUAAUCCUCUUCUCUUACUCAAAAAUUAUUUUUGCCAUUCUAAGUAUCUCUUCCUCUAAAAACCAAGGCAAAGCCUUCUCCACCUGUUCCUCCCACCUCACUGUGGUGCUCUUAUUCUAUGGGACAGCUCUAUUCAGAUACAUCAGCCCCUCUUCAGGAUCAGUCCUGGAGCGAGUUGUCUCUAUACAGUAUGGUGUGAUCACAUCCUUGAUAAACCCGCUCAUUUACAGCUUCAAGAACCAGGAGGUAAAGGCAGCCCUGCAGAGGAUGCUGAGGCAGCAGAUAUGGGUCUCAGGGUAAGCAAGGACAAAAAGACCUUUCUAUUACAAGGGAAGAAAUCUAUAAGGAAAGAGAACUUUAUAAGCCUAGGGCUCUUGUGGAACUUGCUUUUUAAUUAAAUUCAACUAUACUUGUUUGUUAUUCAAAGCGAAGUGAUUUCCAAAAGCUGAAAGCAAUAUAGUCGGAGAAGAACUUGGCCAAUCCUGGAUCUGAGGGGAAAAGUUCAGAGACAGUAGCUCUUACCACAGCCUUUGAAAACUGAUCCAGAAGGGGUAAUUUCACUAUAGUUGAGUAGGCUGAACAAAGGCUCUGGCAAGAAAAAGAUGCAUGAGGCCAGAACUUUUACCUGGGAAUUACAAAAAGGAGCCCAUUUGUAAAAGGGCACAGAACAAGUAAAGUAAACACAUAUACUCUUCCAGAAUGAGACAGUUCAGUACCCUUCAUUCACCUUAUCUGGGGGCACCACAGGCGUUAAAUGGAAUGUGUGCCUGCAAAGAGUCAAAGAAUAGGGCAAAGAAAAACCAUAUUAAAUGUUCGUGAACAUAUGAAUGGAUUAAAAAUAAGGUAUA